Messenger RNA from Xenopus tropicalis (tropical clawed frog), 3219 nucleotides. It is a transcript of the gene firrm, whose product is annotated as FIGNL1 interacting regulator of recombination and mitosis. NCBI's taxonomy places the organism in Eukaryota, Metazoa, Chordata, Amphibia, Anura, Pipidae. Bases 136 to 2883 code for a protein of 915 amino acids. The transcript is spliced from 25 exons. The record is from RefSeq and is a predicted model, not a curated record.
CUAGCAACGCGGGCCACUUCCCUCAGCGCCGAGACAUGCACCUCUCGCGAGAGUUGGUUUCGGGGCUUUGGCGGGUUCUUCUCAGGGGCAGUUCUAUUAACUCUGCCUGCGGUGGGGCAUUUGGGUCCUUGUGCGAUGUCGCAGGCGGAGCUGUUGGAGGAAAUGAGGCACUGGAGUCCAGACGUGUGUCGGAGAGAGCUGCCGGGAAGUUUAACCAAACUUCUCUCCAUGUAUCAGAAUUCAGAGAGCUGGACAGAGGAUAUUCGGGUAUUUAACCUGCUAACUGAAAUGUUUUUGCCGCAUGUUAGUGUGCUGGAGCUGGAACAGAGUGUGUUAUCAAAAGUUUUGCCAAAGGCUGUUAAAUUAUUUGACAAUUUAGUUCAUGAAAUUUCAAGCCAAGCAUCUGGAUUAUCAAGUCAAAACACAGAUUUGAAAUCUUCAUUGCGAAAUAUAUUGCAGAACAUGGUUCACUGGCUGGGUUCUUUAACUGCAUUUGUCCGACAAGUUUGUUCAUUUGAAGAAUCUUUGAAUUUGGAAAAUGUCCAUUCGCUUCCUAAAUCUGUUCUGCAUGUUCUUAGAACAGCAUUCUGUCACUGUAAGGACAGUGAUUCGUUGUACAGUGGCCGCCUCCAUCUGGUUUCUGACCUGCUGCAAGCUCUCUUCAAGGAAGCCGUUUCUCUUCAGAAGCACAUAAUGGAACUACUAGAUAAAACCAAUGUAAACCCUUUAGGUUUAGAAAAGGAGACUGCUGAUAUGGUAGCAGUGCUGCAUAUGGUUUUAGAAAUUUGUUCAGUUGUGUCUAAAAUGGAUCAUGCUCUGCACGCUAACACAUGGAAGUUUAUUAUCAAACAGAGUCUGAAGCACCAUGCAUCAGUUGAAAGCCAUCUACGUCAUCAUGACAUUGUAAAUGGAUUGUGUGAUGAUAUUCUUCUGUCUUUCCAGUCUUGCCUCCAACUAGCAGAACACAUGCAAGUGUCGGGAUCACAGGAAAACACAGACCAGAAGUUGUUCCAAAAGACUGCAAAACUGUGCCGGUUCUUUGCCAAUUCACUAGUUCACUACACAAAGGAAUUUCUGCCUUUUUUGUCUGGAUCUUGUACCCGCCUGCACCAGCUAUAUAUUCAGAUACACAGUCAGUUUCCCCCAAGUCUGUAUGCAUCACCCAUCUCUGAGGCACACAAGAAUGAAAUUGCUCGCGUUUUUCUGGUGGCUCUCGAUCCUCUGAUUCUCCAGCUUCUUUCUUGCACAUCUUUUGUGGAGUCAGUGUUAGGGGAUUGUUUAGAUCUUCCCCGUGAGCAUAGCUUCCCUCAGUGUAUGCUUUUUAUAAACAUAAUGGACAUACUUCCCACUCAACUGGAAGAUAUUCAGAAGUUAUGGUGCACAGGAAGCAGAAAUCCAGAAGAAAUAACCAGAAAGAACAUAUUUCAAGCUGUGUUCCAUAGCUUCAUGCAGUGCUCUCCAGAGCUCUCUUUACCACUCCGUCUGCAGGGGGUGUCUGUGAAGGGACAAAAUCCACUGGAUAUCACCUUUUAUGAAUAUGUCUGCAAUCACCUUUGUGCUUACAUUGUGUCACUCCCUCCAACUUUCUUUCCUGAACUGGAACAUGCCCUGCUGGAUGCUGUUUUGAGCCACAGUCUUAUGACUUCUCUUCUGGCAAUGGAUACAUGGUGUUUCCUUGCUAGAUAUGGAACAGCAGAACUCUGCGCUCAUCAUGUCCAUGUUUUGGCCCAUGUGGUGAAGUCAUGUCCUGGUGCCAGCCUUCAGAGGUUCCAACUGACUAUGCUGCUUAGACGUCUGCUUUUCUUAAUGGCGGCUGACCACCAGGGAGAAUUUAUCAAAGCGUUUUCUCCUCUCGAAACAGAUAAUUUUCCUGUGUGGGAGCAUCUUUGCCUUAAUGCACUUCCAAAUUCACUGAGUGCACAGAUAAAGCACAACCUCCUUACUGCAGGGAUCUCUCAGUGCAUAAGCUGGCUGAAAGGAUCCUGCACACUUGGAGACUUGCUGCAGUUGAAUGCUUCACUGUCUGCCUUACUGGCUGCAUGCACGUCAUCUGGGGAAACCUUUGAUAAGCAGCAGCAGCAGUCUGAUGUGCUGGGAGUUGUGAGCCAGUUAUGGCCUCUGCUUUCUGCAAAACAGAUUGCCAGUCAGCCCUGUCUGCAGCAUACAUUCUGUGUAUUAUUGGCCUUGCUUGCUUCCACUAUACAAACCCUGGAACCAUCUUUGCUAAUUCAGGUUAUAUCCCUGCUUGCAUCCCUGUUUAAGGAGAACCCUCCAGAUGUUGUGCGACUAGCAGCUCUGGACUUCUUAACUCUUUUGGGAAAUAUUUUUAUCCCUCAGGAUGCACAGGCUGUGGUUCUUCCCAAGUUAUCCAGUUUGUUCUCCGUGCUGCUUGGGGACAGCUUCUGGCUGACCAAACAACAUGCGCUGGAAACAUUCACCCAGUUUGCCGAGGAAACCAGCCAUGAGCAAGUAGUACCAGACAGCCUCACCUCUGAACAUACAAAGAGCCAAGUCAUCGCUUUUCUGAACAAGGCCGUGUCCCCAGCAGAAAGUGAGAGCGCUCGCCUAGAAAGAAUAAAAGGAGAGAGAGGGCUUCUCGCUGAUUUCUUUGUAAAAGCCACACGCAAUAGUGAGCAAGAGACCCCAGAGCCUUUAGCCAAGCGAGCUCGGCCGGCCGACUAUAAUGAGGAGCAAUAUGAAGGCCAUAUUGAGGCUGCAGAGAGAGCAUUCACGGCUGUCCAAUCCCUGCUCCAGAAAAGCACCGCUCCUGCUUGGCUCUCAGAAAAGCUUCAGCACAUCCAAACCCUACUGACUGCUCUACAGCGGAGCGCUCAGGCAGGCCAGCACACAUCAUGCACUGCCAAGACUGUGGGGGAAAAAUAGGAUUUUACGUUUCUAGCCACAAAUGAAGAUUUAUUAUUUAUUGUGGUGAUUAUCACAGCGCGUAUGAUGAUAGAACAAGCAGCCAUGUUACCGGCCGGUAUCUGUCCAACAGUCUGAAGAACUGGAAUUGCUACUCGCCAUUAACUCUAAUGAUCUGAAUUUAUAUUUGUUUGCAAUUUCCACAAUAUUUAUCAUAAAAAAAAUUGGUACAGAAACCAAAACAUUUAAUAGUUGUGCCAUGAACUGUAUGUAUGUAAAUACCUUCCAGUAACCGUUUCCCUACUGUAAAUAUUUUAAUGUUGAUAUCCUGAAAAUAAAUUUCUUUAUAUAAUUAUA